AAAUUAAAAAGUUUUAAAGAGCGAGAGAGAGAUAAGAGAGAGGAUGUUCUAACUAUCUAUACCGUGAGCUCGCGCUCUUAGUAACGAUCCUCGUUCCUUCUCUGCUUCAUCUUCGUCUUCCUUUGCCGCCUCUACUUCUUUGUCGCAGAGCCGCAGAGGAAUUGGUUCUUGAAUUCGCUGUAGAAGUCGCGCUGGGGUGCUAUUCAGUUUCAGUUUGAGCAUUUGAGGUCUCGUCUGGUGUGAGACAGUCUUCUGAGCUUGAAUAUUUUUUUAGGAGCUUGGAGGGGGAUCAUGAAGGGGUUGAGUUCACUUUUGGUGUUGCCGUCAGGGUUGGUGGAGAUGGUUGAGGGUGUUCUGUUGAUGUGAGGGAGGAAAUGGGGUGUGUGAACUCGAGGUGUUGCACGCUGCAGGAGACUUCCACGCCUAGGGUUUCGCCGAAGCUUGGGGGGACUGUUGAACCCAAAGGGGAUGUACCGCAGAGUUCAUCGUCGGAUGAAGAGACGGAGCGUGUUGAUCAGUUGAGUCAUUUUUCGAGGAAUCGUGACUCCGAGUUGGGAAUCGCCAGAUUGUCCAGGGUCUCGUCGCAGUUCCUGCCUCCGGAUGGUUCUCGGUCAGUUCGUGUGGCCCCUGGGGGUUUCGAAUUGAGGUACUCGUACCUCUCGCAGCGGGGGUACUAUCCAGAGGCACUGGAUAAGGCGAAUCAGGAUAGCUUCUGCAUCCACACGGCCUUUGGGACGGACGAGGGGGACCAUUUCUUCGGCGUAUUCGAUGGGCACGGGGAGUUCGGGGCGCAAUGCUCGCAGUUUGUCAAGAGGAAGUUGUGUGAGAAUUUGCUGAGAGAGAGCCGGUUCAGGACGGAUGCUGCUGCGGCUUUCCAGUCAGCGUUCUUGCUCACGAAUUCUCAGUUGCACGCUGAUGUUUUGGAUGAUAGCAUGAGCGGAACUACAGCAAUAACCGUGCUGGUUAGAGGGGCGACUCUCUACGUUGCGAAUUGUGGUGAUUCUAGGGCAGUGAUUGCUGAGAGGAGGGGAAAGGAUAUCGUAGCUGUUGAUCUGUCAAUUGAUCAAACACCAUUUCGAGUAGAUGAACUUGCUAGGGUGAAGAGUUGUGGAGCUAGAGUUCUCACGCUGGAUCAGAUUGAAGGACUGAAGAAUCCUGAUGUGCAGUGUUGGGGCAACGAGGAAGAUGACGAUGGUGAUCCGCCCAGGCUCUGGGUGCCGAAUGGCAUGUUUCCAGGUACUGCAUUCACGAGGAGUAUUGGAGAUUCAAUUGCAGAGAGUAUUGGAGUUGUUGCUACUCCAGAGGUCGCUGUAAUGGAGUUGACAGCAAAUCAUCCAUUCUUUGUGAUUGCAAGUGAUGGAGUGUUUGAAUUUAUUUCUAGUCAAAUGGUGGUCGACAUGGUUGCAAAGUACAAGGAUCCACGUGAUGCGUGUGCUGCGAUUGUUGCUGAAUCUUACCGAUUAUGGUUGCAAUAUGAAACUCGCACUGAUGACAUAACAAUCAUCGUUGUGCAUGUCAAUGGUUUGAAUAGUAUAGAUAUGGGUCAAAAGGCUUCUGAUGUUGGUGUGAAAUCUCUACAGCAAGUUGGAGAAUUUACAGGGUCUGAAUCACCGACACCUAUGGGUUGGAAUUCAAGAAACCAUCGUGGUAGGCAUGAUUUAUCAAGGGCUCGUCUCAGAGCCAUUGAGUGCUCUUUGGAGAAUGGACACGUUUGGAUCCCUCCAUCCAUUCCUCACAGGAAAACCUGGGAAGAAGAAGCACACAUUGAACGAGCAUUAAAUGAUCAUUUCUUGUUCAGAAAACUGACUGAUUCUCAACGCCAUGUUCUGAUUGAAUCCAUGCAAAAGGUUGAGGUUGAAACUGGAGAUAUUGUUGUGCAGCAGGGUGGGGAAGGAGAUUGCUUUUAUGUUGUUGGCAGUGGAGAAUUUGAAGUUUUUGCUUCUCAGGAAGGAAAGACCGAGGAAAAGGAGGCGGGUAGGGUUUUGCAUCGGUAUACAGCUGAAAAGUUGUCAUGUUUUGGGGAAUUAGCAUUAAUGUACAAUAAGCCCCUUCAGGCAUCUGUGCGGGCAGUGACAAAAGGAGCACUCUGGGCAUUGAAAAGAGAAGAUUUUCGAGCAAUACUUAUGUCAGAAUUUUCCAACUUAUCAGCCUUAAAGUUGCUUCGAUCUGUAGAUUGUCUUUCAAAAUUGACAAUCAUGCAGUUAAGUGAUAUCGCAGAUUCUCUUGUGGAGAUCUCCUUCUCAGAUGGAGAGACAAUAAUCAAUAAGAAUGAACACCUCUCCGGGUUGUAUAUUAUACAGAAAGGACAGGUAAAGCUGUCGUAUGAUACAGAUCUGAUAAAAACUCCAAGUGAAAAUAGUCUUCAGCCAGAGACACUUGAUCGGUCAGAUAAGUAUCAGAGAAGCAGUAGACAUUUGAUUAAGAAGGAGGGAGGCUAUUUUGGGGAAUGGACACUUCUUGGUGAAAACAUUGAAUCUUUAUCUGCAACAGCAAUUGGUGAUGUCAUCUGUGAAGUCAUCACAAAGGAAAAGUUUGAUUCUGCAGUUGGACCUUUAGUUAAACUCCCCCAAGAUGAUAACAAGUCCAGAGACCACUUUUUAGGUUCUCCUACGAAACCAACUGCAAACAUAGAUACAGAAGACUUUCCGAAGGUUCAGUUUGCUGAGCUGGAAUGGCAAACUGGUGUUCAUUCAACAGAUUGCAGUGAGAUUGGACUUGUCUCUUUGAGAGUCUCAGAAAACAUUCUGAGCUUGAAGAGGUUCUCAAAGGCUAGGAUAAAGCACCUUGGAAGGGAAUCACAAGUCUUGAAGGAGAGAAAUCUUAUGAAGAGCUCGAGUCAUGUUACGUGUGUGCCAAGAAUUCUGUCUACUUGUGCAGAUGAACAUUAUGUUGGAUUGUUGCUGAAAACAUGUCUGACUUGUACAUUAUCCUCAAUAGUACAUGUACCAUUAGAUGAACCUUCGGUUCGUUUUUGCGCUGCUUCUGUUGUUGUUGCCUUAGAGCAAUUGCACAAGAAUGGUAUUCUUUACAGGGGAGUGUCACCUGAUGUUUUAAUGUUUGAUCGAACUGGUCAUCUCCAGCUAGUUGACUUCAGAUUCGGGAAAAGGUUGUCCAAUGAAAGAACCUUCACCAUUUGCGGAAUGGCAGAUUCUUUGGCACCAGAAAUAGUUCAGGGCAAGGGUCACACUUUCACCGCUGACUGGUGGGCAUUGGGUACAUUGAUAUAUUUUAUGUUUCAAGCGGAAAUGCCAUUUGGUUCAUGGCGAGAGAGUGAACUUGACACAUUUGCUAAGAUUGCAAGAGGUCACCUUACACUUCCUCAUACAUUUAGUAUGGAGCUAGUUGACCUGAUCACCAAGCUACUCGAAGUUGAUCCAAGUUCAAGGCUUGGCAGCCGGGGUGCAGAUUCGGUAAAAAGCCACCAGUGGUUCACAGGUGUUGAAUGGGAUGAAAUUACGAAGGGCCAUUCUCCUGUUCCUCCUGAAAUCGUAUCUCGGAUAAAUUACUACGUGGAAAAUCAUGCAGAGGACUGCUCAUUGCCGUUCGUGCCUCCAGCUACAGAUUCAGGUGACCUAGGGACUCCUGAAUGGCUGGAUGACUGGUAGAUUUCCAGCUGGGUUCAUUUCUUGUAAAUAUGUCCUUCCUCGUCAUUUGACUGCAAUAGCUGGUGGAUGAGUGUUUAAAGAGAUCCACAGUGUUGUACAUGAACUCGAUUGACUGGCAUACAUGGCACCACCGACCUGGUUGUCAAGGCAAAAGUUGGAGGCAACUGUUCUCCUUGGAUGAUGUACAAGGGGUUCUGCAUGGUCAGACACAGUAUCAGAGAAAAUUAUUCUGUUGAUACAAAAGGUUAGCCAAACCAGCCGGUGCUUCACGUUGUUCUGAGUCGCUAGAGGCUUGCUCAAUUGCCAGACACGGGUCUUUAGACUCUUAUAAGUUGUAUAAAUUCUUUUCUCCCCAUUUCCCUUUGCUCCGAGUGGUUAAUAAGUGAUUGUCAUCGGGCUGCUUGCAUUAGUUGAUUGAGUGUCAUCCUAAAGAGGAGAGGAAAGAAAUUUUUCGAGGAUGUAAACUGCCAUAGCGCAAACAUACAUGUUAGUUUUUUCUUCACUGGAAUUGUCAAUGGAAUUUUUUGCAUCGGCA
Messenger RNA from Nymphaea colorata (pocket water lily), 4140 nucleotides. Its product is annotated as protein phosphatase 2C and cyclic nucleotide-binding/kinase domain-containing protein. Gene Ontology annotation, molecular function: protein kinase activity; ATP binding; cation binding. The record is from RefSeq and is a predicted model, not a curated record. Bases 375 to 3605 code for a protein of 1076 amino acids. Gene Ontology annotation, biological process: protein phosphorylation. NCBI's taxonomy places the organism in Eukaryota, Viridiplantae, Streptophyta, Magnoliopsida, Nymphaeales, Nymphaeaceae. The transcript has 16 exons.